UGCCAAGUCUGAAGGAAGGAAAACAAAGAUAUUGAAAUGGGAAGGUCUCCUUGUUGUGAUGAAAGUGGCCUUAAGAAAGGUCCUUGGACUCCUGAAGAAGACCAAAAACUUGUCAAAUAUAUCCAAGAAAAUGGCCAUGGAAGCUGGAGAGCCCUUCCCAAGCUUGCUGGUCUUAAUCGAUGUGGGAAGAGUUGCAGGCUACGGUGGACGAAUUAUUUGCGGCCUGAUAUUAAGAGAGGGAAAUUUUCCCAGGAAGAAGAGCAAACAAUUCUCAAUCUCCAUUCCAUCCUUGGAAACAAAUGGUCAGCAAUUGCAAGCCACCUGCCGGGGCGAACAGAUAAUGAAAUAAAAAACUUUUGGAACACUCAUUUGAAGAAAAAACUCAUCCAGAUGGGAAUUGAUCCGAUGACUCAUAGGCCUCGAACUGAUAUCUUCUCAAGCUUGCCUCAUCUGAUAGCUUUGGCCAACCUAAAAGAGCUUAUGGAUCACCAGCCAUGGGAAGAACAUGCUGUAAGGCUACAAGCAGAAGCUGUUCAAAUGGCUAAGCUGCAAUGCUUGCAGUAUCUUUUUCAAACCCCAGCUUCUAUUUCAUCUGGUUCUAACAACAUAAACAACACUUUCACUGAUAUGGAGACCAUUAAUCUUUCAAACUCACUUUCUCCAGUCAAGGAUAACUCAGUUUUAAGUUCACCCCAGCUGGAUAUAGCAGCUGCUUCUCUUCAAGGUUUCAAUGAUUCAAUCCUUUUCCCUCGUUUACCAGACCUACAAAUCCCAUGUGAGUAUCCAACAUCUACGAACAAGGACAUGGCUCAAGCUCAAGAAUACACAGUGUUGAGCCAAGGAGAGAAUAAAUGCAAUUCACCAUGGCUCACUUCAUCUGCAACUCCUUCGCCUUCUGUGGCUCCAUCUGUAACAGAGACUUUGAUCGACAAUUCAGUUUGGCCUGAUCACCACCUACUCUUUGACGACCCUUUGUUUCAUGAGAUUGCCUAGCUUAAUUUUUUUUUAAUAUAUAUGUUUAAAUCUUAAAAAGGUUCGCAUUUUCUCCACUCCUUUUCUGUGUAUUAGUUUCUGCACACAUCCU
Theobroma cacao (cacao) is the source of this 1084-nucleotide messenger RNA. RefSeq names its product myb domain protein 53 (gene MYB53). Lineage: Eukaryota; Viridiplantae; Streptophyta; Magnoliopsida; Malvales; Malvaceae. The record is from RefSeq and is a predicted model, not a curated record.